AAAAAUAUUAUGCAGAUGCGAUCACGAGACGCGGGUUCCUCCCUUUUUCUAACCAUCACCAACUCUUCUCGUUCCUUUUUCAAAUCACUCUGUACCCAAAUCGUCGUCCUUCCCCUACAAAAAAAGGGGAUUCUUUUUCACCUUCUGGGCUUGUUCUGGGCGGCUCUGUCUCUCUCAGGUACGUAUGCAUCACGACCCAGAUGCAGUAAUAGCUUGUGUUAGCUCAGCCUAAAUCUGCAGGAUCAGUGCGCUUUUUCUUGCUGGUUGGGAUGCUGUUUUCCAAGUUGGAGGACCAGGAGGACCUAUAAUGCUCUGUUGACAGAUGAAGUAGAGCGCUUUUUGCCUUUGUUUGCGUAAAGGAUGAAGGGAAACUUUUAUGGUUUGAGGGGCAAACAGCUCUCUCUUAUGCUCAUUACUGUUGUCUGCAUGAGCAUUCUGGUGUGGGCAUGGGAGAAAAAUCCGCUCCAUACGUCCUUUCUUCAUCCUCAGAACAUAUGGUUGCCCCUAACUUCAGAUCUACGAACGGAAGCCCAUGUAGAGACCGUAGUUACAUCUCAAUCACCUGAAUCUAGUGGCAAAGAUGAAUCCUCUAUUGCAGAGGAAAUGACAAUGAAGGAUUUAGAUGAGAGAGAAUUUGAGAUAGCCCCUACAAAGGGGAUGGUUGAUAUCGGUGGAAAUUUGACAAACCGAGUGGAGGAAAAAGAAGAACCUUCAAAAGUGAUAAAAAGCGUGGAACCUGAAAAGAAUGAAACUGCUGAAGAUUCCUUCAGUGUCACUGAAUCCGGAGGAAAUCAGGAACCUGAUUCAGGAGUAGAUAAUUCAAAACAGGAAGAAAGAAUGGAUUUUCAAGUGCCUUCUGGUUCUGAACAUUUCAAUGCUACACUGCCAGUCGAAAACAAUGAGAACCCACCCAUUCUAGAUAAGAAGCAAGCGGCCUGUAACUUUGCCAAAGGAAAAUGGGUUGUAGAUGAUCAGAGGCCUUUAUACUCUGGCUUUAGUUGUAAGCGAUGGCUUUCGGGAAUGUGGGCUUGCCGGAUGACACAGCGCAUGAAUUUUGACUAUGAGACGCUUAAGUGGCAACCUAAAGAUUGCCAGAUGGAAGAGUUUGAAGGUUCUAAGUUCCUGAAAAGGAUGCAAGACAAGACCUUGGCCUUUGUUGGAGAUUCACUGGGUAGGCAGCAAUUUCAGUCGCUAAUGUGCAUGAUCACUGGUGGUAAGGAUAGGCCUGAUGUCUUAGAUGUUGGAAGAGAGUAUGGACUGGUGAAAGCAAAAGGUGCAGUCCGCCCUAAUGGGUGGGUAUACCGAUUCCCAAGCACCAACACCACUGUCCUCUACUAUUGGUCCGCAAGUUUGUGUGAUCUAGAACCGCUGAAUAUAACAAAUCCAGCAACUGAAUAUGCCAUGCACCUAGAUCGGCCACCAGCAUUUUUGCAUAGGUUUAUCCACAGAUUUGAUGUUUUAGUUCUUAACACUGGCCAUCAUUGGAACCGAGGUAAGCUCAAUGCUAAUCGAUGGAUAAUGUAUGUGGGUGGUGCACGCAACACCAAUAAGAAGAUUGCGGAAAUUGGCCGUGCGAAGAACUUCACCAUCCACAGCAUUGUGAGUUGGGUGAACUCACAACUCCCGAAGUACCCUCGUCUGAAGGCAUUCUACCGGAGCAUCUCUCCUAGGCAUUUCGUGAACGGGGAUUGGAACACAGGAGGGAGUUGCAACAAUGAAAUGCCCAUGUCUAUAGGCAAGGAAGUGUUACAGGAUGAAUCAAGCGAUGUUGAUGCAGAGAGUGCAGUGAGGGGGACAAAAGUUCGGCUUUUGGACAUAACGGCAUUGUCGCAGGUUAGAGAUGAAGGUCACAUCUCCCAAUUCACCAUUAAGGGCACACCAGGAGCGCAAGAUUGCUUGCACUGGUGUCUGCCCGGCGUUCCCGACACAUGGAAUGAACUUCUUUUUGCUCAAAUUUAGACAGAAAAUUUUACACUUAACAUACACUUCUGGGGAAGCCACUGCAACGCCUUCCCUUCAAUCCUGUGCUGAUGCAUCACUCUUUGAACGGCCACAGCAGGUAGUACAACUUCUCUCAAGAGGAUUGACAUUACAAGCACCUGUUUCUCAAUACCGAACUGUUCCUGUAUUACGUUACAACAAGACAUAUGAUGGGGGAGUGAUGGUCGGUGGCAGGAAGAAGAUUGAUUGUGUUUUGUGUAGUUUUGUACCUUAAGAUCCUCCAGUUUAAAUUGGCGUCUGUUCAUUUGUUGAAAAUUAUGUAGUGAGAUUAAGUUCUUUGAGAAUAUAGCUUUUUAGGGGGUCAAAGCAGAACCAGAUGGCAUGUACUGGCUACAUUCUUUUUUCAUUUGGUCUGAUAUUGAAUAUAUUCAAGCAUCUGUGGUCACCUUGAGGCA
Messenger RNA from Rhodamnia argentea, 2396 nucleotides. Its product is annotated as protein trichome birefringence-like 14. The record is from RefSeq and is a predicted model, not a curated record. Lineage: Eukaryota; Viridiplantae; Streptophyta; Magnoliopsida; Myrtales; Myrtaceae. Gene Ontology annotation, biological process: plant-type secondary cell wall biogenesis; xylan biosynthetic process; xyloglucan metabolic process. Bases 361 to 1959 code for a protein of 532 amino acids. The transcript has 6 exons. Gene Ontology annotation, cellular component: Golgi apparatus. Gene Ontology annotation, molecular function: acetyltransferase activity.